This is a messenger RNA of Portunus trituberculatus (swimming crab), 336 nucleotides long. RefSeq lists its product as uncharacterized. Bases 1 to 336 code for a protein of 111 amino acids. NCBI's taxonomy places the organism in Eukaryota, Metazoa, Arthropoda, Malacostraca, Decapoda, Portunidae. Gene Ontology annotation, cellular component: extracellular matrix. The transcript is spliced from 2 exons. The record is from RefSeq and is a predicted model, not a curated record.
AUGGCAGCCAACCAGGAGGCCCGCGACGGAGACAACACGCAGGGAUACUACUUCGUGCAGCUGCCCGACGGUCGCCUGCAGAAGGUCACCUACUCUGUGCAAGGCGACUCAGGCUUCCUGGCCGAGGUCACAUACGAGGGCGAGGCCCAGUACCCCCAGCAGAGAUACGGCCCCUCCGCCAGGCACCCGAUCCGACCUACGGCACCCCUGGCUCGCACUACCCCCGUUGAGCAAACUUCCCUCCCUCCCGACGCCAGGAUCCGCACCCCUUCACCGCCACUCAUUCCUCACUUCUUUCUGUAUUUAUUGACUCCCUCCGUGCAUAACUUGCAAUAA